CCGAUAGGUUGGACACUAACAAACCAAAACAAAAACAUGCCGAAAUAUUUUGUUUUCGUGGGGUUUUUCUUAACCCUCAGCUGCCAGUUUAACCUGUUGCUGGCCCUCAGCCCGAAGAACAAGACCUGCGAGAAACUGCUGGGGGAACUGGGCGAUGGACAGAGCAAGUUUAUCUACUGCGCCACCACGAAAUCGGUGCCCGUGAACCUUUGUCUGGGUUGCGAGGAUCUCUACCGGAAUCUCAGCGAGGAUUACAAGAGUCUCCUGGCGGACGCCAACUGCUCCAAGCGGUAUCUCAACUCGGACAGGAUCAACAUCGUGGCCACCACCCAGGGAAUCCUCACCAGCCUCUGGCAGAAGGCCAACUGCGAAAAUUGCUUCAAGGAUCAGUAUUGGUAUCAAUACGAUAAUAAAUCCAUCGAUUUGCAGUCCUGUCUGGACCACAGUAGACCGGAUCUUAUUUGCCUGGAAUGUAAACCCUUCUAUUUGGCCCUAAACGAUUUGUAUCUUAAGAUGGAGUCGGAAGUUCACGGAAAUGUGUGCUUCGAUCUGCAGGAUAAUAUGAACCGCACUCGUCUGAACUGGUCCAAAACCCUCAAUUGUUGUCAACGCGAAGUGAAGCUGACCAACUUCCUCAUCGCCGUGUGCGUGGUGGUCCUCCUGCCCAUUCUAACCUUCUAUAUCACGGCAAUUGUGGUGACCAAGCGGCGUGAGGCCAACCAUGGUUUGCUCAAUGAUCAGGAACCCGAACUGGAUGCUCCUUCCACAUCGAGACUCAUCACUGCCGCCGUGCUGUCCACUCCAGUCGAAGAUCCUGCUGUAGUCUCGGCACAAAUAGAAAAAAUAGCCAAUGUUUUGAGCCGAGCAGAAGCUCAUCAAUCGGAGGAUUCCGAUCACGAGGAGCCUGGCUUAAAGCAGAAAGUACUAAACAGCGUGGGUCCCGUCUCCGACUAUUCCAGUGAUGAAGAGCCGCCCAAGAGGCCAGAGGUCUUGUUUAGUCCCGAAUCCGAUUACUCCAGCGAUGAUGAGCCUAUAGGAAAGCCCAAAAGAGCGUGAAAUUGAAGGGGAAUUCUCUAUUUCUAAGGAAGAACCUGGUAACAAACACUAUCAGCUUUAAGGUACUUCACAGCAUUAUCAAAAUAUUGAAGGAAUUUCUCGUUUGUUUCCGAAUAUAUUUUAGGAAACAUCUUCUCCAGCUUGUGCCUAACCAAAUAUAAGAUAUUUUUAUAUAACAA
This is a messenger RNA of Drosophila takahashii, 1235 nucleotides long. RefSeq names its product osteopetrosis-associated transmembrane protein 1. Gene Ontology annotation, cellular component: cytosol. The record is from RefSeq and is a predicted model, not a curated record. NCBI's taxonomy places the organism in Eukaryota, Metazoa, Arthropoda, Insecta, Diptera, Drosophilidae.